GGUCAGGAGUUGAAGAUGUAUUGCUGUAGAAGAAAGAAUGUUAUGGUGGUAGUUUCUUUUCUAAUUGUUCUGUCCUUUGAAGCAUACUUGUGGCUGUUGCAAACCCCUUUCCUGCCACAAACAAUACAGUCAACUGAUCUCUGCAAAGAUAUCGUGUGCUUGGAACCCAGAAAGUGCUCUCCAAAAUACGUGUCAAUUCAUUCAUCUCCUAGAGGGAAUAUCGACAAGCUACCAAGGUUUGAAAUUAAAAACCGUGUGCCCAAGGAUUCAUUUUCUGCUGAAUUCACUCUUUGUCUCCCUGUCAUGUUUGGAAACUACAGCAAUGUCUUGCAGUUCAUACAAAGCAUGGAAAUGUAUAAAAUUCUUGGUGCACAGAAAGUGCUGGUCUACAUGUACAACUGCAGUCAACUCAUAGAGAAAGUAUUGGAAUUUUAUGUUGCAGAAGGUACCAUUGAUAUUAUUCCAUGGCCAAUUUUUUCAUAUGUUAAUUUCUCUUCUUUCUGGUAUUCUUUCAAAGACUGGGACUAUGGGAAAGCUACAGUCCUAAAUGAUUGCAUCUACCGCAAUAUGUACAGGAGCAAAUAUGUGGUUCUUAAUGACAUUGAUGAAAUUAUCCUACCCAUUAAGCAUCUGAGUUGGAAAACAAUGAUAAGCGAUCUUGAGAAACGAAAUCCAGAGACAGGCAUCUUCUUGUUUGAGAACCAUUUAUUUCCUCAGCAUGUCUUUUCCUCUACAGACACACUCAACAUUUCAUCCUGGAAAAUGGUCCCAGGAACUAAUAUACUGCAGCAUAUUUACAGAGAGCCCAUUAAACUUAAGUUCAGUAAUCAGAGAAAGAUGAUUGUUAAUCCAAGAGCUGUGGUUCAGACUUCAGUCCACACCAUUCUCAAAGGUUAUAGUAAGACGCUGGUAGUUCCCAAAGAGAUUGCAAUUCUUUAUCAUUGCAGACAGUAUGUUGAAAAAGAGAUCCCUGGAAAAUACCUCAUUAGGGACACAACGAUCUGGAGAUACAAUGUUUCUUUGAUUAAUAAUGUUAACAACAUACUUAAAAAACAAUUCCCUAGAAAGAGUUCCAAGUUUAGAUGGAAUAAAUUCUAGGGAGGCAUUGUAGCUUUUAUAAACAGUGGUAUUUUUACACAUACAAAAUUACUUACUAACAAAGUACUGGUACAUUCCAUAUGCUAAAUUUGUAGAACUUCAUUCUACAAUUAGAAAUGUACAACCACCUAGUGUAUGCUCAGUAAAGUUGUUAUUCUAAGGAAUUUUUUUUAAAGCAUAUUUUCCCCAGACAUCAGUUCCUAUUCACUGUUACCUGGACUUACAUCUACACUAUAGAUUGCACUAAGCUCAUACUCAUAACUUUCAUGGCUUUCUUCAAAGAAUCCUAGGAACUGUAAUUCACUGAAAAUAUUUCUCUAUUCCUCCCCCUUUCCACUACUUUGUAGCUUAACAUCCUGUCCAAUGAAUAGUUUUGAAAAACUUGCGUAUCAUUUUGUGCAGUUUAUUUGGUCCUGAAUAAAGAUGUUAUCUGAUGGUU
Lacerta agilis (Sand lizard) is the source of this 1537-nucleotide messenger RNA. Its product is annotated as beta-1,4-galactosyltransferase galt-1-like. Lineage: Eukaryota; Metazoa; Chordata; Lepidosauria; Squamata; Lacertidae. The coding region runs from base 16 to 1098 and encodes 360 amino acids. The record is from RefSeq and is a predicted model, not a curated record. The transcript has 2 exons.